This is a messenger RNA of Cutaneotrichosporon cavernicola, 1569 nucleotides long. RefSeq lists its product as uncharacterized. The record is from RefSeq and is a predicted model, not a curated record. Lineage: Eukaryota; Fungi; Basidiomycota; Tremellomycetes; Trichosporonales; Trichosporonaceae. The coding region runs from base 1 to 1569 and encodes 522 amino acids. The transcript is spliced from 4 exons.
AUGUUUGUUCUACUGCUCGCCGCGGGCGCAGCAGUAGCAGCCCGCAACUUGGUCCCCUUCCAGCUCUCGAUUUCGGACCAGUCACCGCUUGUCCAGUUCAGUGCGACUGGUCCAACAGGAUGGAACUCUUCAUUCUCGAGGUCGUCAUGGGCCACCUACACCCAAGGCCAGGCGGGAAUGGGCUCAUCAUGGCACUCGAUCAACACUUCGGACUGGGGUUCUUACGCGCGGCCCAAUUUCUCCAUCAGCAUUUCCGCCUCGGAUAUCAUCGUGAUGGGCGAUGUCAACGGUUCUCCACCGGCUGAUAACUCGAUUAACGCAACGAUCACCGAGUAUCCACAAGCGGAGACCAGUACCGGUACCGGUCCGAGCAGUGGAGGGAAUACCACUGGUGUCCCUGCAUCCCAGGGCGUCAAGCUAGCUCCAGGUCAAUUGGCGCGCCUGAGCAACCUCGACGAGAAUAAGCCGUUCUCGGUCGGGUUCACCAUCACGGAUGCUCUACCUGGCGUGUACAACGUGCGCGGGUUCGUCGUCACGACUGGUCUUUUGAGUGACGCAGAGACCUUUGACAAAGUACCGCAAUCCACCGAUUCGUUCGUCGUCGACGGUAAAGCCAAUCCCGAAUUCAAGGUGGAUGGAUCGGCUUGGACCGUCAAUACUUCCACCAUCUAUGACGACUGUGAGUACGACGGUUGUGUUGUGCUCAAGCCAGCUACUGCUCGCAAUGUGACAGAACUCUUCUGUCCCCAAGGAGAUCAGAACGCAAACGUGACCAUCAACGUCCCUCCCCGAACGGCUUUCGCCCUUGUCAACGGUACAGUUGGGCCUGAUCGAUCUGUCGCCAACUAUCACUGGACUCCUGCACCCCCGAACGUGAGUUUAAUGGACUUGCCGGGCGAGGACACCAGCACCCCUUGGGUGUCUGGACAAGUUCUGCACGCGCAGCGCUUGGACCCGGACGUCAACUACGUUCUCAAUGUUACGCAGUCGAGAUUGGGCAGUGUGCAUCUGGACAAGGUGACGUUUUACAGUGCCAAUGCGACUGAGGCCCCUGAUAAUGGUCAGACACCCGUAGGCACAAUCGUUGGUGGUGUCUUGGGUGGUGUUGGCGGUGCUUUCCUCCUCGCCAUCCUUGGCUUCUACUUGUGCUUCUGGCGACCUCGCAAGCACCGUGAGAGAGAGGCAGAAGCGGCACUGGAGAGGAACAACGCUGGCUUCAUUCCUUUCGGCACCAACGACGGUGACGGCGGGCAAGAGCCACUAAUGCAGGAGACGGACGCCGGUAGCGUCGUUCUUCCUCCUCAGUAUAACCCCGAGUGGGGCGCCGCCAGCGGGAGCGUGCAAGGGACAUCUGGCUCGCACAUUUCGACCAUGAACAAGUCGCAUCUCUCCCUCCAGGCGUCAGACUCCAAAUCAGCCACGGGCGUCCUCACGCCUCUUGCGCCGUGGAAGGAGCCGUAUGUCAACAGGACAUACGCUCAGGAGGCCGCUCCGCCGAGCGCCGUGCAUACACCUACUGACGCUCGAGGGCCUUUGGCACGACUGCCGCCUGGAGCAGCGCCAGUCUAA